Molecule: messenger RNA, 1080 nt
Organism: Exophiala aquamarina CBS 119918
Lineage: Eukaryota; Fungi; Ascomycota; Eurotiomycetes; Chaetothyriales; Herpotrichiellaceae
Product: endonuclease G, mitochondrial
Exons: 1
Coding region: 1-1080 (359 amino acids)
Biological process (GO): apoptotic DNA fragmentation
Cellular component (GO): mitochondrial inner membrane; nucleus
Molecular function (GO): metal ion binding; single-stranded DNA endonuclease activity; nucleic acid binding
Source: RefSeq, a predicted model, not a curated record
AUGUCCAAGGCCACUCUUCUCAUUAUAGCUGCCACCUCGGCAGCAACAGGCGCGUCCCUCACCGCGUUACUUUUCUCGAAAACUCCCAAGAAUGCCGCACAACCUACGGCUACUCCCAGCCUGAAGGAGUCUCCUCUUCCUGCUGCUCCAGUACUCCCACCAGCGUCAACGCCUGUGCCAAUCCCGGUUCCUGUCUCCGCUGCCACUCAUCCAGCAUCAUCAGUCAUUUCUCCUGUUGAUCCUGCAGGCAUCCUGAGAUAUGGCUUCCCCGGUCCAGUGAUUGACACUUUAUCCACUCCCUCUCAUCUCUCAUCCUUCAAUCGAGCCACCCGCAAUCCCCAUUGGGUUGCUGAGCAUUUCACACCACAAUCAUUACUCUUGAACAAUGCUUCCCGGAGACAUAGUGUCUUCUACGAAGAUCUGUCGGUUCCUGCCAUCUUCAGAGCAAAAUUGUCAGACUAUGCACGAAGCGGCUACGAUCGGGGCCAUCAAGUCCCCGCAGCUGACGCAAAAUGGUCACAAGAAGCCAUGGACUCAACCUUUGUCUUGAGCAAUAUGUGUCCGCAGGUUGGCGAGGGCUUCAAUCGGGAUUACUGGGCACAUUUCGAAGAUUUCUGUCGAAAUUUGGCCAAGAGAUAUCCAAGCGUUAGGGUAGUCACUGGCCCGUUGUACCUGCCGAAAAGAGAUGAAAGAGAUGGGAAGUGGCGGGUCUCAUAUGAAGUCAUCGGGAACCCUCCUAAUGUUGCUGUACCAACACAUUUCUACAAAAUCAUCUAUGCUGAGGAAGCACAUAACAGCCCAAUUGGAAAGGUUGCACUUGGAGCAUUUGUUCUUCCGAAUGCCGAGAUUCCAAACGCGAAAAGCUUGAGUGAUUUUGAGGUCCCCAUAGAAGCCGUCGAAAGAGCUAGUGGUCUAUUAUUCGCGGACAAACUCCCGAUCGAGAGAAGGAAACGACUGUGUGGUGAAGUGAGAUGCGAAAUAACGGUCCGCGAGUUUGACAAGGCCCGGCAGCAGUCAAACAGAACAAUCCAAGACCAAAGAUCACCGCCACAGAUCCCACCACCAACUUCAAGAUGGUAA